Messenger RNA from Panonychus citri (citrus red mite), 1465 nucleotides. RefSeq lists its product as uncharacterized. The transcript is spliced from 6 exons. NCBI's taxonomy places the organism in Eukaryota, Metazoa, Arthropoda, Arachnida, Trombidiformes, Tetranychidae. Gene Ontology annotation, molecular function: protein binding. The record is from RefSeq and is a predicted model, not a curated record. The coding region runs from base 58 to 1212 and encodes 384 amino acids.
GUGACCAACUGACAUUAAACCAAUUUCCACACCAAUUGUUUACAGUGAUUCUCAACUAUGUCAAAAGAAUUAAAUUUUGAUUGUUUGUUGAACAUUUUUCAAUAUACGAAUCGAUUUGAAGAUCUAGUCGUGUAUUCUAAAGUUUGCUCUAAAUGGAGAAUCGCAGCUUUUUAUCGAUUAUCUCAAAUAAAGUAUUUGUCCUUAGAACCCAUCGAACGCCCCAAUGAAGAUUGUUUGAUUUCUAAAUAUUUUCCACCUCCACAAUAUAUGGUUUACUCGAACCCAGCUAAUGAUAAUCCGACUCACCUUUUUCAUGAUGGACUAUUGAAUUAUCCAAGUCGUAGAUAUCUGAAGGAAUUGAGAAACCUCCGUAUUGUUGAUAUUGGUGCGAAAAAUUCGUUCUCUGGAAAUUUAUCUGAAUUUCUCAUGAAGAAUAGAGAAAUCAAAGGAUUAAUUGGAACUCCUGAUUAUAAUACAGGUAAAUUUCUCGACAAAAUCGAGAUAAUCGCCUGUUACACUUUAAAUUGGGUCAACAAACCGAUGAAUUUGAAACAACUUCACAUCGAAAUCGGAAUUAGUUCAGAUUUUUCCAUUUUCCAAGACUUAUUGAGGCUCCAUAGCAAUGAAUCAUUUUACAAUUGCCUUCGACCAUUGACCAAUUUGAAAAUACUCGAGAUAGGAACUUCCAUCCAAUGUGGUUACGCUAUAAUAGAUUCGUGCCCAAAUUUAGAAAGUGCUUACAUAUUUUUUCGUGCGAAAAUGAUCAAUGCAUUGAACAAGACAAACCUCAACCUGAGAAAUUUGGUUAUUCAAAAUACUGGGCUCGGUCAGGAAUGGAAUUCUCUACGAGCAAUAUUGAGUAGAUUUCCUAACUUAAGGAAUCUCGCUAUCAGAGGAAACGAUACCCUAAACGAUCACCAUGUAAGAAAAUUGUUGGAUAUGUUACCACAUGUAAAGCUAUUGGAUUUUCGUGGAUCGCGAAAAGUUACGAAAAAAUCGGCUUCAUAUCUGGUCGACUUUAAUAAACGAAACAAACGAUCCAUUAAAUUUUAUUAUAGUUCUAAGAAAGCUGAAUCAUUAACUUGGCCUAAAAUAAUUAAGAGUCAUGAGAAAAUUUGUUAUGGAUUCGAUUUCAUGGAAAAUUGUUUCUUCAGAACUUUUCAAAGUCUUCCGCUGAUUUUAGAGCCCAAGAUAAGUUCUCAUCAUCGUUAAGUUCGAACUUUGCUCAAACUUUGCAUACUCGAAUAAAAAACACGAAUUUCUCUUAGCAACAAACUUAAGCUCACGGAUUUACCUUCGAGAGUAAUUUAUCUCAGCAGUUGAGAACAAUAUGGUUAUAGUUUAUUUGCAAGCUACUUCAACAGAAUUUUUAAUCUAUUAAUAAUACUAAACUGUAUAUUCAAUUCAAAUAAAAUAUUCAUAUUCAUACUAACCCAACCAAAUAAUAUGAUCUAUUCCUAAUAAA